Sinocyclocheilus rhinocerous is the source of this 3897-nucleotide messenger RNA. Its product is annotated as MAM domain-containing glycosylphosphatidylinositol anchor protein 2-like. Gene Ontology annotation, biological process: synapse organization; homophilic cell-cell adhesion. Gene Ontology annotation, cellular component: neuronal cell body; plasma membrane; axon. The transcript has 18 exons. The coding region runs from base 384 to 3047 and encodes 887 amino acids. Gene Ontology annotation, molecular function: protein binding; axon guidance receptor activity. The record is from RefSeq and is a predicted model, not a curated record. NCBI's taxonomy places the organism in Eukaryota, Metazoa, Chordata, Actinopteri, Cypriniformes, Cyprinidae.
CGCGCGCGCUCGGAGCGAUGACGGACAGCCAGGUGCACGCGCAUUGCUCAUUCCCGACGCCGCUGGUCCUGAUGCUGCGGGCGCACGAGCAUCAGCAGCGCCACUGAGACGCUCGGAGCCUCGGAUCGGAUGGACUCGAGCCUCGAACGAAGCGAUGACAGCUGCUGACAGACCGUCACCGACGUCUCCGAGCCUCGGCCGAGCUCGUGAAUGAACGCUUACCCUCACCGAACCGCCCGUGUGCUUCUUCAUCAUCACCAAACCUUGCGCGGAUCUGGUGCUUUGACUUCGACUCCGAGUGGUUCAUGAGAUCUGCAGCUUGUCUUCCACGUUCUGGAGAGACUCCGGCGCUUUAAUCUGGAUAUGUUGAAAGGCACGUAAGGAUGGAUGGGAUUAUUAGUGUUUUGGGGUUCCUGACGCUCGUUUUGGAGGGCAUCUCAUGCCAGGGAGUGUAUGCGCCUCCUACUGUCCAGAUCGUGCACUCGGGUCAUGCGUGUAACGUGGAGGAGGAGCGUUACUCUGAGAGGGUUUACACCAUCCGAGAGGGAGAGACGCUCGAGCUCACCUGCCUGGUCACCGGACAUCCACGACCACAGAUUCGAUGGACCAAGACAGCAGGAAGUGUUUCGGACCGAUUCCAGGACUCCAGCGUGUUCAACGAAACCCUCAACAUCGCGAAGAUCCACAGACAUCAGGGUGGCCGCUAUUACUGCAAGGCCGAGAACGGACUGGGUUCACCGGCCAUCAAGUCCAUCAGGGUGGACGUCUACUCUCCCGCCUCCAUCAAGUUGCUGGUGGAGGAUCCGAUCGUGGUGAAUCCGGGUCAGACGGUGUCUCUGGUCUGCAUCAGCACCGGAGGAGAGCCGGCUCCGAGCCUGAACUGGACCCUCAGCUCCGGAUCUCUGCCGCAGAAGAGCCUGAUGAAGGACGGGACGCUCACGCUGCCCUCCAUCGCCUCCGAGGACGCCGGCGUCUACAGCUGCGUCGCCAGCAACAACGUGGGCAACCCGGCCAAGAAAUCCACCACCAUCAUCGUACGAGCGCUGAAGAAGGGUCGUUUCUGGAUCACUCCGGACCCGUACCACAACGACGACAACAUCCAGAUCGGCCGCGAGGUGAAGAUCUCGUGUCAGGUGGAGGCCACGCCGCCGGAGGAGCUGCAGUUCAGCUGGCUGAAGAACGGCCGGGCGUUACGCAGCUCUGAGCGCAUGGUCAUCACACAGACCGACCCCGACAUCUCGCCCGGAACCACCAACCUGGACAUCAUAGACCUCAAGUUCACAGACUUCGGCACCUACACGUGCGUGGCGUCGCUGCGGGGUGGCGGGAUCCCCGAGAUCAGCAUCGACGUCAACAUCUCGUCCACCACUGUUCCUCCGAACCUGACCGUGCCGCGGGGCAAGUCUCCGAUGGCGGUGCGGGAGGGCGAGACGGUGGAGCUGGAGUGCCUUGUUUCAGGGAAACCCAAGCCCAUCAUCCUGUGGUCGCGGGCGGAUAAGGAGGCGCCGAUGCCGGACGGCAGCAUGCAGACGGAGAGCUACGACGGCGUGCUGCGCAUUGUUAACGUGUCGCGCGAGAUGAGCGGAUCCUACCGCUGCCAGACCAGCCAGUACAACGGCUUCAACGUCAAGCCCAGAGAGGCCGUGAUCGAGCUCAUCGUGCGCUCAUCAUCUCUCCCUCAGUGCUCUGCCAUUUCUGCCAUCUGCUCAGAGCUCCAGCUGCCAGAGUCACAGUCCAGAGAGAGUGCUGAUCCGGCUCAGAUCCGCCUCAGAUCUGGCCCGGUUCCUCCCAAAGGGAGCGGCGCCGCUCUCUGCAGGUGUAAUGGAUCUGCGUUUGUUCUCGCUUGCUCUGCCAUUUCUGCCAUCUGCUCAGAGCUCCAGCUGCCAGAGUCACAGUCCAGAGAGAGUGCUGAUCCGGCUCAGAUCCGCCUCAGAUCUGGCCCGGUUCCUCCCAAAGGGAGCGGCGCCGCUCUCUGCAGGUGUAAUGGAUCUGCGUUUGUUCUCGCUUGCUCUGCCAUUUCUGCCAUCUGCUCAGAGCUCCAGCUGCCAGAGUCACAGUCCAGAGAGAGUGCUGAUCCGGCUCAGAUCCGCCUCAGAUCUGGCCCGGUUCCUCCCAAAGGGAGCGGCGCCGCUCUCUGCAGGUGUACAUCUGUGGGGAAAGCAUAUCCUCCAGAGUUUUAUUAUGACACCUAUAACCCGCUGUGGCAGAACCGUCCUCGUGUGUAUGGAUACAAGCUGCAGUGGACGCAGAUGAACCCGAAUACCGUGGACCGGAUCAUGGCGUACCGCCUCGGGAUACGACAGACGGGGCAGCAGCGCUGGUGGGAGCAGGAGAUUCCCGUGGAGGGAAAUAUCCAGAAAGGAGAGCUGAUCACUCAUAACUUGACGGAGCUCAUCCGACCCGAGGCGUACGUGGUUCGACUGACUCCCAUCACGCGCUUCGGAGAGGGAGACUCCUCCACCAGAGUCGUCACAUACAGCGAUCCCAUCAAUCCUCAUCUGAGUGAGUAUUUAUUCACUACUCUUUCCUUCCUUCGAAAACAAAGAUGCGGCUCCAAACAGGGCUUCUACAUGUACAUUGAGACGUCCAGACCUCGAAAAGAGGGCGAUACGGCUCGUCUCCUGAGCCCCACGUUCAGCGUGGCCCCUAAAAACCCCUACAGCAUCAGCAGCCCGCCGGCGUACUGCUUCAGCUUCUACUACCACAUGUACGGCAAACACAUCGGCACUCUGAAUGCGUUUGUGAAGCAGAAAGGUCAGUCGACUUCAGAUGCCGGUCCAGCCUGGUCUCUCAGCGGGAACCAAGGGGACCGAUGGAGACAAGCCAAAAUUAGCAUCCAUCCUACUGCCUCCUUCCAGGUGAUGUUCGAGGGCAUCCGCGGCCCCGGGAUCGAGGGGGACAUCGCCAUCGAUGAUGUCACGCUCGAGGAGGGGGAGUGUCCUGACCCUCCGUCCAAUCCGAUCAGAGGAGUGGCUGCACACAGCGUCUCCAGUAUAUGGCCAUUGAGCGUCACGCUGUUUUUUACCGUAUUCAUCGGUCUGAGGUGACGCUCCACGUGAGAAAAGACUCCAGACAUGUCCCUCAAUAUCUAAUCACCAAAGAUUCAUGCUUUCGGAUCGCUGAGAAGGCACAACACCGGAUCCACACGGAACGAAACGACCACAAACAGAAUAACUAAUGCUAAAAAUAAAUUCUCCAAUGUCUGGAACCAACCGAGGGUUUGAACACUGACCUGAAAAGCACAACGGCUCGCAAUCGGGAUUUAACGGAAAGAGAAGCGAAACCGGUUUCGCGAAUGAAGAUUGAGUUUUACACACGAUUCCCCUUCCCUUUUUUCCCAUCUUGAGAUGUUGUUGUCUGGUGCUUUGGAGUACAAUCAACAAAACAUCUCAUCUUCUUCUGGUUGACCGUCUCUUGAUUUGUUCUGGGUUUGGUUUGGAUCGCUGCUUUAAAACGCAAAUCAUUUCGCUUUAUUCCCAGACUCCAGUAGCAGCCUGAUUUCUCAACACUGUGCUCACGUUCCCAAGCGGAGAACCUUGCGGUGAAAAGACUUGGUUCGUCAUCGUUCCCAGCACCAGUUGAGUGACAGAGUUUCUGCCAUUAAAAAAAGAAGUGCCUUCAGGUUAAAAAACCGAUCCGUUAGCCUGGCCAUCAACACCAAACGUCCAUGUUUCUAACAUCUGCGAUGGGCUAUUUUAUACUCAUUUCUAUCGCCCCUCAACGCUCUCCAUCCCGAACUGUCAUGCCUCUGUCAUUUAUAUACCGAACAAUGUGCAUUCUGAGAGAAAAAAUACAAAAUAUUCAUAAUUAUAAUAAUAUUUUAUUACUCUACCCAGAAUGUGUCUCAGCUUUUACACACGAACUGUGAAAAUCGUUGGCGGUAUCUACCUGAGCGCU